Molecule: messenger RNA, 1588 nt
Organism: Morus notabilis
Lineage: Eukaryota; Viridiplantae; Streptophyta; Magnoliopsida; Rosales; Moraceae
Product: F-box protein PP2-A15
Exons: 4
Coding region: 368-1270 (300 amino acids)
Molecular function (GO): protein binding
Source: RefSeq, a predicted model, not a curated record
UUGUCAGUUCCCACUUUAGUUUUACCCCCCACAAAAUUCUAUUCCUUUUUUCACAACAACAAAAAAGCACCAAACCAUUUCCCAACUUCCCAGACCCAACAAAUAUUUUCCCGGAAAAUGUGAGAAACAACAAACAUUACUUCCAACCAAGACAGAAAACCCAGUGCCCAGAGAUUCUCGCUCCCUCACUUUCCCACUCUCCAAACACUAGAAUCAACCUUAGCUUACCUCCUUAAACCGUAAAUUCCCUUACUUUUCUUGUCGUUUCGUCUUCCGAUUGGUGACGAUGACGGUUCGGACUCGCCGGAACACCACCGUCGCCGUCGUCUUCGGGGUCUGACUUGGCGAUCGGAAGGAAGGAAGGAGAAUGGGGGCGUCGCUCUCGGGCCUGUCGGAGGGAGCGAACGGCGGCUCUGCCGCCGGCGGAGGUCCCGGCCUCGGGGACAUACCGGAGAGCUGCGUGGCGUGCGUGUUCCUGUACUUGACUCCGCCGGAGAUUUGCAAUCUUGCACGGCUCAACCGUGCGUUCCGUGGCGCGGCGUCGUCGGACGCCGUCUGGGAGUCGAAGCUGCCGCCGAAUUACCAAGAUCUGCUCGAUUUGGUCCCUCCCGAGAGGUACCAGAACUUGUCCAAAAAGGACAUCUUCGCGCUUCUCUCUCGCCCCGUUCCCUUCGACGGUGGCAACAAGGAAGUAUGGCUGGACAGAAUCACGGGAAGGGUUUGCAUGUCGAUAUCGGCAAGGGGGAUGGCAAUAACUGGAAUUGAAGAUCGGAGAUACUGGAAUUGGAUUCCCACUGAAGAUUCAAGGUUCCGCGUUAUUGCGUAUUUGCAGCAAAUCUGGUGGUUCGAAGUAGAUGGGGUGGUGAAGUUCCCUUUUCCUGCUGAUAUUUAUACUAUAUCUUUCAGGCUUCACCUUGGAAGGUUUGCCAAAAGGUUGGGUCGUCGUGUUUGCAGUUUUGAGCAUACUCAUGGUUGGGAGAUAAAGCCAGUACGAUUUGAAUUGUCCACUUCAGAUGGUCAGCAAGCGUCGUGCGAGUUCUGCUUAGAUAAAACCGACCACUGUGAUGUAAAUGGCAACCAUAAGCGGGGAUGCUGGAUAGAAUACAAGGUAGGAGAAUUCAUUGUCACUGGUUCAGAUCCUGCGACCGAAGUUCGAUUUUCCAUGAAGCAGAUUGAUUGUACGCAUUCCAAGGGUGGCCUCUGUGUAGAUUCCGUGUACAUUAUACCAAGUGAUCUGCUAGAGCGUAAAAGAAGAGGGAUUUUGAAGUAGCUACACUCAGUGGGAAGUUGUUGAAGAUAACAUAAGAUCGAUCUAGUCAAGAUUUACCGUAACACCUUAUACUUCUGAAAGUCCUUUGAUGUUUUAGAGGAUGCCAUCUUAUUUUGUUUUUUCUGCAGUAGGCGUGUAUCCUCUACUUUAAUGCCAUUCUUUUCUCUAUGUAUUUUGAUCAGUUUUGUUUCGUUUUAUACCUUUUGCAGAUUAACAGUCAGAACAAUUAUUAUUUGUUCGUUACUUCUGUUUUCAAGUUGUUUUCUGUAAAGCAUUUUGUAUCUUAGGAUCCUAAUGAAUACAACAAAUCUUCCCCAA